Pestalotiopsis fici W106-1 is the source of this 513-nucleotide messenger RNA. RefSeq names its product Glutathione peroxidase 2. Gene Ontology annotation, molecular function: glutathione peroxidase activity. The coding region runs from base 1 to 513 and encodes 170 amino acids. The record is from RefSeq and is a predicted model, not a curated record. The transcript has 2 exons. Gene Ontology annotation, biological process: response to oxidative stress. Lineage: Eukaryota; Fungi; Ascomycota; Sordariomycetes; Amphisphaeriales; Sporocadaceae.
AUGGCUUCGGCAACAAACUUUUUCGACUUCAAGCCCCUUGACAAGAAGGGAGGAGAGAAGGACCUGAACGAGUACAAGGGCAAGGUCGUGCUGGUCGUCAACACGGCCUCCAAGUGCGGCUUCACACCCCAGUACGCUGGCCUGGAGAAGCUCUACAAGGACAUCAUUGCCAAGCACCCAGACCAGUUUGUCAUCCUCGGCUUCCCCUGCAACCAGUUUGGUAGCCAGGAGCCGGGCACCGACGACGACAUCCAGAGCUUCUGCCAGGUCAACUACGGCGUGAGCUUUCCUAUCCUGGGCAAGACCGACGUCAACGGCGACAAUGCCGCUCCCCUCUACAAGUGGCUCAAAACGGAGAAGCCUGGCUUGAUGGGCAUCAAGAGCGUCAAGUGGAACUUUGAAAAGUUCCUGAUUGGCAAGGACGGCAAGGUCAAGAACCGAUGGGCCAGUACCACCAAGCCCGAGUCGCUCGAGGCGUCCAUUCUGGAGGAGAUCAGCAAGGAAUCCGCCUAA